Plectropomus leopardus (leopard coralgrouper) is the source of this 1684-nucleotide messenger RNA. NCBI's taxonomy places the organism in Eukaryota, Metazoa, Chordata, Actinopteri, Perciformes, Serranidae. The record is from RefSeq and is a predicted model, not a curated record.
AAGUCCACGGAAAAGCAGCAAAACAUGUGACAACUUUGAGUGACAGUCCCUCUUUGGUAGCAGUCAGAGGCGAAUCCCAUCAGAUGGUUUCCAGUCUGAUCGCUGCAGGGGCUCGGGUGGAGCAGGUGUGUCUGAAAAAGUGGACGGCCGUGCACGAGGCCUCCAGGGCCGGCUGCGUUCGUGUCAUGGAGCUCCUGUUGCAGAACGGAGGUCGUGUCUCUGAGACAGACCAGCACGGAGUGACUCCUCUGGGCAUCGCUGCAGAGUACAGCCACUCUGAAGUCCUGGAGCUCCUCAUCAAACACGGUGCUGAUGUAAACGCCCAGGCGCCAAAUGGCGACAGCGUCCUGUACGACGCUGCAGGUUCGGGGAAUCCAGACUGUAUCAACAUCCUGCUGCAGCACGGAGCAAAUCCCAACAUCCGCAACCUGAGCUCCCAGCUGCCCCUCCACCACGCCGCGUACGAGGGACACUACCUAGCUUUGAGGAUUUUGAUCCCGAUCACUACUCGACGGGCCCUGCGGCUGUCGGGCCACAGUCCCGUACACUCUGCCGCUGACGGGGGCCACACUCACUGCCUGGAGCUCCUGCUGCAGAAAGGCUUCGACGUCAAUGCGCAGUUAGCCCCUCACAUCUCUGACAAUUAUGGAGACAUGAGAAGAAGCCCGCUGUACUUUGCCGUCUCCAACGGGGAUGCGACCUGCACCCAGAUUCUGCUGAAGUCUGGAGCCAAACCGGACCUGGACCCGCUGCGCUGCCUCCUGGUGGCGGUCAGGUCGGGGCGCUAUGAGAUCGUGAAGCUGCUGCUGGCGGCCAAAGCAGAUGUGAACUGUUACUUCACCAUGUUGAACAACACAGUGUUUCCCACGGCGCUGCAGUACUGCCUGAAGGACGAGGUGAUGAUGAGGCUGCUGCUCAACAACGGCUACGAUGCCGAGAAGUGUUUCUGUUGCAACCACGAGGACGACUGGGACGACCUGAGCGAGUCCGCUUACUCACAAGAUCAAGAGAAAAAAGUUGCUUUUUGUGAUUUCGUCAGCGUCUCCUGGCUGGUGAACCUGGUGGGCCGAAUCGUGUCGAUCCUCCUGGAGUACGUCGGUCAGGUUUCGCUCUGCGGAAAACUGACCAAGAUCCUGGAGAGACACAAGGAGUGGCCUCACAUUCACAGGACAACACGUAACCCUCGCUCCCUGUCUCACCUGAGCAGAGUGGUGAUCAGGAGACACCUGAGCUGCAGCGCUCUGAUGUCCGUCCAGCUGCCCAACAGACUGAAGGACUACCUGCUGUUCAAAGAGAACGACCUGUACGCCAAAAUCAUCUGCAGGGAGGACUGAGGGGACGGCCAUCAAUACUUUAUCUCCUGGGUCUUAAAUUUUGGUGAUGAGUUUGUGUUUUAUUACCUGUAACAGGGCCUGUAUUUAGCAAAUAUCUGAAUUACACGUAAAAAUGCUCUAAAGAGCCAAUGUAGGAGGAAAACAGCGUGAAAACGGAUCAUGUAUGACUGUAAGUGACUUUUUCCACAUUGUUUUAAAGGGGCAUUACGACUAUUAUCACUUUUAUCGUCAUGUGAGGUGACUCAGAUUUCUGGGACUCAAGUGUUGGAUAAAAGAGUUUCUUUACUGUGAAUCUUUUUUUGUUUGUAAAACAUAACAGACCAGCCAGGUGAUGUUCAGAGCAUUAGAGA